GUGGAAAUAUGGCUGCCGCCAGUUUCGGCGUUCUUUGCAGAAAAGCCUUAACCGGCCUGAAGGUUUCCAGGUCACUUAUAAGUCCUCAGGCCCUAGCUAGCACAGGGUAGUCCGUGGGGUCUGUGGAUACCCAGCAUUUGUUGAAUUAAACCUAGAGGUACAGAAGCAUCCUGUUUGGCUGGUUGCAGGUUUUCCCUUAGUCUUUUGCCUAAGAACAUACCAAAUGUCACAUCUUUUCACCAGUGUAAAUUACUUCAUACCACGUUGUCAAGGAAAGGACUGGAAGAAUUUUUUGAUGACCCAAAGAACUGGGGGGAAGAAAAAGUGAAAUCUGGAGCUUCAUGGACCUGUCAGCAAUUAAGGAAUAAAAGUAAUGAAGAUUUACAUAAACUUUGGUAUGUGCUGCUGAAAGAACGGAACAUGCUCCUAACUCUGGAGCAGGAGGCCAAGCGGCAGAAAUUGCCAAUGCCGAGUCCGGAGCGGUUAGAAAAGGUAAUAGAUUCCAUGGAUGCAUUAGAUAAGGUUGUACAGGAAAGAGAAGAUGCUUUAAGACUUCUUCAAACUGGUCAAGAAAAAGCUAGACCUGGUGCUUGGAGAAGAGACAUCUUUGGAAGAAUCAUCUGGCACAAAUUCAAGCAGUGGCCUAUACCUUGGUACCUAAAUAAAAGAUACAAUAGGAAGCGAUUCUUUGCGAUGCCCUACGUGGAACGUUUUGUCAGAUUGAGACUUGAGAAACGAGCCCGCAUUGAAGCAAGAAAGAAAAGUUUAGAGAAAAAGAAAGAAAAAUUUCUUCAGAAAAAGUUUCCACAUCUUUCUGAAGCCCAGAAGUCAAGUCUUGUCCAAAAUGUCUGAAUUCUUAAGUUGCCAUUUUGUUUUCCUUGGAUAACUGUCUAUAUACAAAAGUACAUAUGUAUUAAGUAAUUUUAUUAAAAAUCUGUGUUUUUAGUCA
Messenger RNA from Ailuropoda melanoleuca (giant panda), 949 nucleotides. RefSeq names its product mitochondrial ribosomal protein L47 (gene MRPL47). Gene Ontology annotation, cellular component: mitochondrial large ribosomal subunit; mitochondrial ribosome. Bases 421 to 852 code for a protein of 143 amino acids. Gene Ontology annotation, molecular function: structural constituent of ribosome. The record is from RefSeq and is a predicted model, not a curated record. Gene Ontology annotation, biological process: mitochondrial translation. The transcript is spliced from 8 exons. NCBI's taxonomy places the organism in Eukaryota, Metazoa, Chordata, Mammalia, Carnivora, Ursidae.